This is a messenger RNA of Magallana angulata, 4583 nucleotides long. RefSeq lists its product as uncharacterized. The coding region runs from base 135 to 2567 and encodes 810 amino acids. The transcript has 17 exons. Gene Ontology annotation, cellular component: membrane. Lineage: Eukaryota; Metazoa; Mollusca; Bivalvia; Ostreida; Ostreidae. Gene Ontology annotation, biological process: transmembrane transport. Gene Ontology annotation, molecular function: ABC-type oligopeptide transporter activity; ATP binding; ATP hydrolysis activity. The record is from RefSeq and is a predicted model, not a curated record.
UCUUUUCAUUAAUAAACAAUAAGGAUUGUGCAGUAUAGCUGUAAUCACACUCAAUUUUUAAAUAAAUGAUAAGGGAAAUGAAACCGGCGACAAAAACUAUGAUAACAUGACAAGGUUAUGGAUGUUGCGUAAGCAUGAAAAAUUACACCAUGGUUAAAAUAAAUGGGACAGUGAAUGCAUCAGAGGUAGAGGCCAACAAUGAUGAGGGUGAUGAUACAGUUACUGGGAAACACAGAUAUUCCCUACCUGCUUUUAGAUACACCAACAUCUUUAUCACACUAAUGAUUAUUGAUGGAAUAUUGUCUUGUAUUCUGUGGUUAACAGGAGGUCACUCAAAAUAUUUUGUGGACAACAUAACAAAUUUUCAUUUCAAGGAGUCUGUAUUUGAUUUGGCACUACUAGCAGGAUUCAAGACAGUUAUAGUUGUGACAUUUUUACCAUUGUUAGAAAACAAAUCUUAUGAACAGAUCGAUAACCCUUACAACAGAAGUCUGGAGACAAAAUGCUUUAUUAUAGACGCUUUUCUAAAAGUGCUAUUCUUAGGAUCUCUGGCAUUUACCAUAACAAAAGGAGGAAUUAUACUGCAUUGUAUAUUAAAUGAUGACAACUAUGUAACAAUGCAUGUCACAUACAAUGCCUUAGUCAUAUCGUCAGUGUCUUUCAGUCUUUUAGAGUUUUUACUCAGUUUAUUCAGUGGCCGUUCAAUGAGGAGAUUAAAAAUAGUGAGGAUUCUACACAGGUUUAAUGAUAAAGGUCAAGAAAUUGAUAAGGAAGGAAAGCCCAUCAAAAAGAAGGUGGAUAUUAAAAGAUUGGUGAAGCUAGCUAAGCCAGAGUGGGGGAUCUUGGCGGGUGGAUCCUGUGGAUUACUGCUCUCCAGUGCAGCACAGACAGCAGCCCCAUUGUUCUUUGGUGCAGUGGUUGAUGCAGCACAAAAGAGCAUGGAUGAGCUCACUAGCACUGUGUUGACACUGUUGGUGAUAUACAUAGUCUAUGCAAUAUUUGCUGUUAUACGAGCCUGGCUCUUCACCCUAGCGGGACAGAGGCUUGUGGCCAGACUGAGGAAACAUCUGUUUAAUCAUAUCAUCCAACAAGAUGUUGCUUUCUUUGAUACCAAUAGAACAGGAGAGCUGUGUAAUAGGCUAGCGUCAGACACACAGGUUGUUCAGAAUGCAGCCACUGUGAAUGUGUCGAUGCUGGUGAGGUACACACUACAGAUGGUGGGUUCCCUGGUGUUGAUGUUUUACCUGAAUGCUGCCCUCACAGGAGUCCUGCUAGCCGUGGUCCCUAUAGUCUCCAUUGUAGCUGUUCAGUACGGAAAGUUUGUGAAGAAAAUGCGACAGAAAUUUCAGGACCGUUUAGCUGAUGCAGGUACUCUGGCUGAAGAAAACAUUUCCAGCAUCAGAACUGUCAGGUCUUUUGCCGGGGAGAACAAAGCUUCCAGUCUAUAUGGGGACGAAAUCCAGAAGAGUUAUGAAGUUGGCAAAAAACUAGCUGUUGCAUAUGGUGCAUUUGAGGGAUUAGUAGGACUAUUGGCCUAUGGUGCAAUAGCUAUGGUACUGUGGUAUGGGGGAAAGCUUGUAUAUGACAAUACUCAUGGAGAAAAUACGGGUCUGACUCCUGGAGUACUCACAUCAUUUUUACUCUACACCCUUCAAGUAGCCAUGGCAUUUGCUCUGAUGUCUGCACUUUAUGGUGAUUUCAUGCAGGCUGUAGGGGCUUCGAUUCGAAUCUUUGACUUACUGGACAGAAUCCCAGAUGUACCAACAGAAAAUGGGGAUGUCCUUUAUCAAUUGGAUGGAAGGGUAGAGUUUCAACAUGUUUAUUUCAAUUAUCCUUCCAGGCCAGAAACCAAAGUAUUAAAGGACAUCACCUUUACUGUGGAGCCUGGUGAGAUGGUGGCACUGGUAGGGCCCAGCGGGGGUGGGAAAUCCACCAUUGUUAAUCUGAUAGAGAGGUUCUAUGAUCCUGACUCUGGGAAAAUACUCUUAGGUGAUGUAGACCUAAAGACGUUAGAUCCACAAUGGUUCCGUAAGAAGAUUGCAAUGGUAGGACAGGAACCAACAUUGUUUGCUUCCUCCAUCAAGGACAACAUAGCCUAUGGAUGUAGUGCCACUGAUUACCAGAUAGAAGAAGUGGCUAAAGAAGCCAAUGCCCAUGAAUUCAUCUCUACUUUUGAGGAGGGGUACAACACACUCGUGGGGGAGAGAGGGGUUCGUCUUUCAGGGGGUCAGAAACAGAGAAUAGCCAUUGCCAGAGCUCUCAUCAUGAACCCUGUACUCCUCUUACUCGAUGAGGCCACCAGUGCCCUGGAUGCUGAGAGUGAACACUUGGUACAGGAGGCAGUAGACAGAGCCAUGAAAGGAAGAACGGUCAUCGUUAUAGCACAUCGUCUGUCCACAGUCCGCAAUGCCACCAAGGUUGUUGUCAUUGACAAAGGAGAGAUAGCAGAGAUGGGCACCCAUGAUGAUUUGAUAGCCAAGAAUGGUGUUUAUAAGCGUCUAGUAUUACGUCAGUUAACUGCAGGCUCAUUCCACGAGUCCCUGGAUACAGAUAACAAUCAGGAAUAGAAACAUGGUUCUCUCUUAACUUUGUAUACAUGUAACUCCAGGUUAAUUCAAAUUACAAGUAUCAAACACUGUACGUAAGGAAACAUUAUCAGGAGUAGGAACUCAGUUCUCUCUUAAGAAUAACAUUUAAUUUACAUGUAGCUCCCCGUUAAUUAGAAUAACAAGUACACGUAUUAUCAAUCACAUGCGUGGAUCUAGGAGGGGGUGUCUGGACAUCCCCCCCCCAAAAAAAAAAAUUCAGUUUUCUUUAUAUUACAUUGUAAAAUUACCAAAAAUUUCUUGGAUCUCCUGGCAAACUCAAAUAACCAUUUGACACCCCCCCCCCCUUGGAAAAUAUUUUUGAAUCCAUGCAUAAAACAUUGUCAGGAAAAAUAAUCAGAAGUAAAAACUCAAAUCUCCCUUAAUUGUAAAAUCAGAGUACAUGUAUUUAAGUACAAGCAAUGCAUACUGGUAAAUGGCAGUAGUGUAUUAACUUGAAAUAUUUACCACAUAUCCUUACUUUUGUUCUGUUAUGUGAAUUUAUUUUUUGUCAUGUUUUUUAAAAAGUACCAUAUUAAUUUGUUGAUGCACUGUUUUCAUGCAUCUGUCCUUUAAUAUUUAAUGUUGCCAUUUAUAGAAUCAUAUGAAAUGUGUUCCAGAAAUGUUUUAUAUGCAUUAUCUUGGGGAGAAAAAAUCAGUUAUCAUGUUCUACUGGUAUUUUAACUUAAUGCUAAUAUUUUUCAUGAUUUUAUUCAAAGCAAAAAAUCACUUACCGUAAUUUAACACCUAACUUUGAGGGUGCGUAUUAUGUACAGGUGCAUGCUUUACACUUUGCAUGAGACUUUACGAGUCUUUUUAAAGUUUAUAAUGUUUUAUCCAAGAUUUAAAAUAUCAUUUAAGAACUGACUUUAAGUCAGACAUGGAACCACAAAAUACUGGUACAUGAAAUUCAUAAAUAUGUAUCCUUUCAUAUUUAUUUUAUUUAUUUUUUAUGUAUACAUUAUGUAAGGUUUUAAAUCCAUAUUCCAUGACAUUUGUAUUUUGUACUGAACUCUAUUUAUGUCAAACAUUUUCACUAUAUAAGUAAUUUAUAAAAUUGCAACCAUUCAUUAUCAAUGGUUACUCAGUUUGUUUGUGUGUUUGUGAGUGUUAUUGUGUUUUGUCCAUGCAUGCUUUUUAACUUGGCUUAUUUGUGAAACAUGUGAACAAAACUUUAGAAUGUUGCGCCCUGCACAUCAGUUUAUCAAAUUCCAAAAAUCUUGUGUUAUUAAACUUUUUAUUUUUGUUGUUGGGGGGGGGGGGGGGGGGUGGUAGGGUUGCAUUUAUAUUUUACAUAUGAAAAUAUAUACUGGUAUUGAAAUACAAUAAAACCUCCAUAUUGGGACCUCUAUAGGAUUUCAAGAUAAUGUAUUAAAGAAUUAGAGACCCUAGAAGUUAGAGUAUCUGAUCAGACAAUGGUUGAGUCUGUUCACUGAUUAAGUUUAUCAACGGAAUUUAAGAUAUCAAAUUAAUGUCAAAAAUAUCAAAAAUCUGCAAAUCUACAUGUUUUUCAAGUUCAUAUCUGUUAUGAAUACAAUUUGUUUCAGAGUCAUCUGUUUUUAGGGUACAGUAGCAUGCAUAUUAAACUUUUCAUAUUCCAAUGUGCAGUUCAAUUACAGGAUACAAAAUUUAGCUGGUACAUGUACUCAUAUGCGGGUAUUUAGCAUGUUGUUUGUCUGUGAUAUGAUUUGAUUUUAUCUGAUUUGAUUUUACAUUUAUCAAUUAAAGAAAAGAAAAUUAUACAACUUUGUUACAUAAGUGUGUUCUGUGCAAGGAAAGUGCAUUAAAUAUUGGGACAUAUAGAAUUCAAUUUACAAUUAACAUGUCGGCUAGGGAAACAAGAGACCUAUGGGCCAUCUUGCAAAAAUCCACGAUGCAUUAAUUGAACUUUUUAGUAUCAAAGAUGGAAAUUUGACAAGUCACAUUUUAUUUUAAAAAAGAAGCAAAAGCCUUUGGCACAAGGAUACUCAGUGACAAAUUCUACAAAACUUGGCCAUA